Molecule: messenger RNA, 3820 nt
Organism: Marchantia polymorpha subsp. ruderalis
Lineage: Eukaryota; Viridiplantae; Streptophyta; Marchantiopsida; Marchantiales; Marchantiaceae
Source: the annotation of a GenBank genome assembly
CAAUGUCGAGCUCUUUUGCUUGGAAUUGACGGAUCUCAAACUUACGGAGUGAAAGCUCCAUAACGGUGCCUGCUUGCUUGCUGAAGUAACAAAAGUCCCUCGUCUGCACUCAUGGUUUUUUCCUUCUCGCCAUCGGAGAGAGGAGGGCUGCAAGAUAGAUCUUGAGCUCCAGACAAUCAUUCACUUGUUGUAUUAUUAAUCUGAGAAACGAUGGGCACUCACUCGCUCCCUCACCAUGUCGACCGUAGAUUGAAUGAACGAAUGUGACUCUAAGUCCUCCUCAGGCUGGAAAGGGGGUUUACGGAGAAAUGCUGUGUUUCCUCUGGGGUGUCUGGAAGCCUCCAUGAUCGAUGAGUGAGGAAAUGUCCAUGACCUGACGAUCAAAUGGUUCUGAGUCUGAAAUGGAUGAGCAUCAGAAUGUCGAGGGUCGUGGGCAUUAUGGGCAGAUCGUGGACGUGAGGGAAUAUACGCAAGCAGAUCCAGGCGACUAAAUGCCCCCGUAGUCUUGGAGGGAAGGGGAGCUCAUAUCACUUCAAGACCAAGCAAAUUGUAGACCUUAAUCUGGGGGUCAACUAGAAUAUCUCGAACAGUUUUGAACAUUGCACUGGCUGACUUAUGCUACUACAACCACCAACACUAUUUCCACAUUCUGGAGAGCAAACAGGAGCUCGCUCAAUCGCUCUAUUUUCGCAGAGCUCUGAGUUUACUCUCUGAGAGUCUCGUCCCUCACUUCCUUUGUCACUCCUACACUUCCUCGAUGUCCUUGAAAGUGCAGUGGUCUGACCUUUCAAACCCGCCAGUCCAUUUGGUUCAUGAUCCAUUCCAACGAGAGCGUUGUCCUCUCGGCGAGUGCUUUCGUUUUGAGUUGGGAAGAGGAGUGGUCUGGUCCGGUCUUCUGCGGUUUAUGCUGCAGCUACUGAGGAGCAGCUGAUUGGACUGAUAAGCUGCUAAUUGAGGAGUUUUUCUUGAGAGAUGAAUAUGGUUCGGUCGUUGCUGUGCCCCGGGUCUUGGGCUCAGAAUCCUUGCAAGUGAUGGGAUUGUCCUCAGUAAUGAAAGCUCAAUCCCCCCAGUCGCAAGGACUCUGACGUACAAGUUUGUAGCUCUCUUCUGGAACAGUUAUCGUUCCUCGAGUGGUUCAAUUGGUGCUGUUGUCCAAACGAGUCGACAUCUUCUCCUGUGUCAAGGCACGAGAGACUGCGAUCAACUCGUGCCACGUUCUUUUCAAAGCGGAUGGCUUUCGUUGGGUUGGAGCCAUACUCCAUGAUGUUCACUAAAUUCGGGCUGUUCACAGAAACCUCAUGCUACUCAUGAAUCGUUGCCGUUUGUCAAGUGUUGAUAAUUCUUCUCUGGGGGCAAAUAACCACAUUGCCCAUUCAAGGUGUUAACCUUAUUACCGAAUUUACUCCCAUCUCAUUUCUGGAGCAGUCUCUCUUCCUGAGCGCGAGGAAGGAUCAAAACAUCCUCAUUUCAGAUUCGCACGAAUUCACAAGUACUGGAGCAGCAGCAGCAGCAUCAGCUUGGGUGAGAUACUUACUUCGACGGAGCAGACUGUCUGUACCAGGCUGAGGUGCGUACUGAAGUGUGAAGUGUGAAUAGACGCAUGUCCACUCGAGAUCUGAAAAAUGCUAAAAUGGCUUGAUGUAUCAGAAGGGUAAGGUCCUAAAACUGCGUAUGAUGGGUUAAGGGGAACAGAAUCCACCACGAAAGGGGAAGUCAAACGUCCUUGUUCUCAGUAGAGAAUCCGCCACAUUCACCUAAGCAAGAUGCUUCUGGUACGAUGAAGCGUUACGGUGAUUCCAGCAGCUGAAGGUGAUGCAAAGGUUACAUCAGCGUGCAUUAUUGCCAGUAUCACCGGAUGCAAGGUCAGGCCAGUCCAGUCCAGUUUAUGUACCUACUCUGAAGCGUCAACGUCCGGACUCGUCUAUUUUGAUCCACCGGCUCAAUUGUACGCUCGGUUUAGUGUCGAAUUGUGUCAAAAUGUUUACGUGUGGUAUACUCGACAGAAAAGACACUCAGAGAGAGAGAGAGAGAAAGAGAGAGAGAGGAGUGAAGAUAAUCGAAACGUGGGCUUGAUCAGUGGAAUCUAAGUCAUCUAAAUGAGGCAGUUAUGUCAUCGGCCGAGAUGCGAAUCUUCUGAGGAGCACCGCAUUUCGAGACUUCAUUGCAUAGUAUUUGAUAUCUUCUGCUACACGAGGAACAAGGAGGAACUGCGUAGCCGAGCAUUUGCCCGCUCAAUGCACAGGCAUAUACCCGGACGGAUCAUUUGCAGACAAAGUGUCCUCGCACUGACAGACACUCCCAUUGGAUGGGAAGAAGCUGGGCCCGCCGAGAAUAUCUUUUUCACACAUUCAAAGAUAGUACGAAAAAGGGCUUCUUGUCCAAGGCCAAGCCAGGCCAAGCCAGGCCAGCCCCGGCCAUCCCCGGCCCAACCUAGCCCAGCAGCAGCACAGUAGUGAUCCAUCCUGCACGCGUACUGACUGACCCAUCCUUGGCUUCAGAGAGCCCAGAGCCGUACCAAUGGAACACAGGAUAUCAGGUCUCCGACCUGGAUCCAUCUAUCUAUGCGUGACAGCUCUCCCUCCCUCGCUCGCUCUAUAAAGCGAGGGAUGCAAGCAAGCGAGCAAGCAAGCAUCACAUAAGAUGUCCAACCUGCCAUACAUUUCAGUCCCGCCAGAGAGCUGCAUGGACCAGCCAAUGAGCUUCUGUACUGACAAGACAUCUCCGAGGACCCUUCAGACUCCACCGACUCCAUCCAUCUUCUCUGUCACAUGUGGACACAGCUUGGUAAUCUGGUUGGUUGCACAGCAGUACACACCCCACACCCCACCCCCCUACCCUCGGACCCUAGCCUUCCCUCCCUUCCCCUCCCCUCCCCUCGAUGCGUCGCACUGCACUAGAACUUUGCCCGCUCUACAUUUUGUGGAUCUCCAUGUUCAUCUGACUUGAACGCUUUUUCAUUACGCAGAAAUCGCUCAGUUUUCAUGGCCAGUGAAGCGAUGGAAGUCGCAUGCAUGCGCCAAGGCAAGUCUCCUUUUUUACCCUCAUUAACAAUUGUAUUUCCCAGUUGCCCCUGGCUCUGGCUCUGGUGCUGGCUGGCUGGCUGACUGGCUGUCAAUCUUCGGACUCCUGCUUCCUCCUCUUCCUCCUCUCGCUGACCCGAGGGUACAGUGUACCAUGCUCGCUUUUCUUUCCUCCUUUGCGUCCAUUCUUGUCGGGUUGCCAUUGAAUGAAGUUGAGGUGUGAUAUCUUGGAGAUGCAAAGUGGACUGUCCGUUCUAAAUAUCGUCCAGCGAUGGUGGAGAAUCUUCAUGAGUGAGACACACAUACUGUACAUCAUCGGCGGUCGACCAAGGGCAGAGCUGUCCUUAUCGUGUACACUUUGGCCAUCUUCUUCUCUCGUGUGUAGCUUUGAAUUGCCUGCUCUGGUCGUGAUUUUGUCACCUGUAACAGUCAUCUUGUCCACUACUAUCAGCAGUCUUCGCUGGUUUCCGCCCACUUCUUCUUCUUCUUCUUCUCGAUGUGCGUGUAGUGUAUGUUCCGCACCGAAUUGUCCUUCGAAUUGUGGAAUCGUCUCCACCAGUUCUCCAUGCAUCAAGUGCGAGCGAGGGCACGAGCUUCGCAAUGGGGCCACCUCUGCUCUUGACUGCAAUCUGGGUGUUCGACUCGGGACCCCGGUCUCGGCUCUGCUAGGCCUCGCUGGAAUGUCACUCCACUGAACCGGACAAAAAUUUUUCCGCCUUGUGCAUGCGCAGCCUACGGAAGCUAGCUAGCAAACAGUUGAUGUCCGUCCGAGAGUGAUGUCUUACUGCGUAUUGCGUUGC